Messenger RNA from Trichoplax adhaerens, 1194 nucleotides. RefSeq lists its product as hypothetical. Bases 1 to 1194 code for a protein of 397 amino acids. Gene Ontology annotation, biological process: lipid metabolic process. The transcript is spliced from 5 exons. Lineage: Eukaryota; Metazoa; Placozoa; Uniplacotomia; Trichoplacea; Trichoplacidae. Gene Ontology annotation, molecular function: lipase activity. The record is from RefSeq and is a predicted model, not a curated record.
AUGUUCAAGCAAUUGCUCGUAGUUGCAGCUGUUGCUGCAGUUGUCUUGGCUAGACCAGAGCCUCGAUCAACCAUGUGCGAUCCCGAUCCCAAAUUGGGAUGCUACUCUGAUACUGGACCAUGGGAUAGAUGGUUUUUCCCACUCCCUAAGCCAUCCAAUAAAAUUGGAACCAAAUUCUACUUGUAUACCCGUGGAUAUAGUUCCUCCCAAACCCUCGACUACAAUAACCCAUCUUCUAUCUCUGGUUCUCGUUUCAAUGGUAACAUUGAUACCAAAAUCAUUAUCCACGGGUUCAACAGCGAUUCUACUUCCGCUUGGAUGCAUAAUAUGAAGAACGCUUUCUUGAACAAGGGCUACUUUAAUGUUAUCCUCGUUGACUGGGGUGGCGGUGCCAAGACUCUCGACUAUGAUCAAGCUAGUGCUAACACCCGUGUUGUUGGUGACAUGGUUGGAGAAUUAGCUAAGGCUUUACCAACCAGUAAGAGCAGAGUUCAUAUUAUCGGUCACAGUUUGGGUGCCCAUACAGCCAGCUUUGCUAGUGUUAGACUUAAUAAGGCCGGACGUGUCAGCGGUCUUGACCCUGCCGAUCCUAACUUCCAAGGACAAUCUACUGCUGCUAGAUUAGACAAGACUGAUGCCGACUUUGUUGAUGUUAUCCAUAGUGAUGCCGAUACCUUCUUGUUAGGUGCUGGUUAUGGUACCAAAGAUGCUUCUGGCCAUCUUGAUUUCUGGCCUAAUGGUGGUGAAGAUCAACCCCAAUGCGGUUUAUUCAAGGAUGUCCAAAAGAACAUGAACGGCAUGAGCCAAAGAGGGGACAUUGGCUGCGAUCACGGUGCUGCACACACAUACUACGUAGAAUCUAUCAACUCUGCUUGCGAUUUCGUCGCUAAGCCUUGCUCUAGCUACAGCAACUAUAAAUCGGGCAGUUGUGCUAGUUGUUUCGGCAAUCCAUGCCCAAUCAUGGGUUACAGAGCUGUAGAAUUCAAGAACUACUACUACUACAACUAUAGACUUUUCUUGACUACCAACAAGAGCGCACCAUACUGCUCUAGCGCCAAAUCUGCCAAGUCCGUUGUAGAACAACUUGGUGGCUCAGAAUUAGCAGCAGAAGAUGCCAAAUUAAAAUUACUUAUGUUCAAUUUUCACUUUAAAGCUUGCUCUAGCUAUGAAUCAGUUUUCAAACAUCAUAACUGA